Messenger RNA from Bacidia gigantensis, 2058 nucleotides. RefSeq lists its product as uncharacterized. Bases 1 to 2058 code for a protein of 685 amino acids. The transcript has 5 exons. NCBI's taxonomy places the organism in Eukaryota, Fungi, Ascomycota, Lecanoromycetes, Lecanorales, Ramalinaceae. Gene Ontology annotation, molecular function: protein binding. The record is from RefSeq and is a predicted model, not a curated record.
AUGACGGACCCUCUCUCGAUCACCUUUGGCGUAAUUGGCACGACCGCCGUUGCGCUGCAGACUGGUCGCAAGCUUAAAACAUUCAUUGAGAAUAUUGACAGAGCUCCAAAGGCCAUAGUCGACUUAUCAGACGAAGUGAGCGCUUUGAAUGAUAUACUCGCGGCGCUUCAAAGCGUCAUCUCGCAGGCAACUGGCACGAAGAAGGCUGCUACGGAACUUGUCUUCUUUUUCCUCAAUCAAAGUCUGCACAAUUGUGUCAAAGACUUGGACGCGCUCUCUGACAAGCUGAAGCCUUUUGUCAAAGCAACUUCGAAACCCAACAGAAGCAAGUGGCGGGGUUUUUUGUGGGCUUACCGCGAGAAGGAGUUUACUGAUACUAAAGCAAGCUUUACAAAUAAUGUGGCAGUCUCAUCAGAGCUCUCAGAGGUGCAUACCCGUAUCAGAAAGAUGCAGCACAAGAUCGAUAUUGACAGGGCUUCCAUAGCUGAUUCUAGCAUCUAUGGCUCAGAAUCGGGUCUUUCUGAUCACCAUUACGCCCUCAGAACGUUUCUUAUGGAAGCGGAGACGACGCUAACAGAAAUACCAGAUAAUGCUUCAAAACACAGAUUUAUGGGCUCGACACUAAACGAGGUGCCUCUGCAGUCUCAUACUAUCAUAUCUAGCUCAUCGGAGGCCUUUACAACAGCUAAUACGACGCUUGCGGUUGUACCAGAUGAUGCUUUAGACCAAAUUCCUAUACAGUCAUCAGUGAACGAUGUCCCAUUGCAAUCUCUCACUAUUGCACCUGGCCUUUCAGGGCUGAGAGAAAGGCUGUUCGAGUUCAUACACCAAGAGUAUCCCUGUAUUAAAGAUGGUUGUGUCAUUCCAUAUGUAGUAGCUGCGGCGGAAGCACAUGAUCCCCAAUUCUCAUUAGAAAGGCGGGAUUCACAUUCACUAUUCCUGGUGAAGGGUAAUCUGAUAUCUGAAGUCCAUCUUUACGGCUUUAAAGCGAAAUACCUCGUAGUACCCUAUACAAGGGAAGAGCGGACCCAUUUCGAAGCGCUCCAUGAUUACGUACCCUCGAAUGCGGGAACCCUUCAGUUUAGUCAAGGAGAUAUCCUUUCAAUCACAGAGCAGAUCGAGUCAGGCUGGAUUACGGGCUCAUUGUGCAAAAAUGCGGGAAAGUAUCCACGGGAAUACGUGCGGCCUUGUAAAUUUGGUCACUCAAAGUCGUUGCAUAUUUACGAUGCCCUCCGAGGAAAAUUUGUUCUUGGUUCGAGAAUUUCUUUGAGAUUUCAUUCUGCACUACGUGAGUACGAUCUCGGCUUCAAGAGAAGUUUGAUUGACUAUUUAGACGUAAAACUCAAGCACAGUCUAGUGUCCUCCACCGAGCUCGACGCUUGCAUACAAGGUCUCGGAGACGAGACCCGACUCUUCCUCCGCUUUCUUUACACGUCCGAUGAGGAACGCCCAAGGCUGUUCAGCGUCGAAGACAACAAUUUGCGAUUCUUGCAGCUUUCGGACAUAUAUCAAUGCGACGACACAGAGAUACCACAGCUCGUGACUCAUGCAAUUGGGAAGAUCGAAUCGAAUCUAAAUCGAGGACGGCUAUACUGUUCCAUAGAGGAGUCGCGCAAUGAGCUCUCAUCGCUACGUGAUAUCGAAUUCGAAGAUGUUUAUCCAACUCUGCGCAGACUAGCCGAAGAUGUUUCGUGGCCUCCAUUUGUCCUAAUGUACUUCUUCAGCUUAUUGGAACCGCCGAUCCUGAAUCUGCAUAUUCCUGACAGAGACCUUUAUCAGAUGAAUUCUACUGACAAAACUGGCGUCUGGAUCAUUCGCCGAGCUCUCCGCACACAUCUUGCCGAGAUGGAGACAAAGGCAUACCAGACAUUAAAAGUCCUGAUCCAGCAUUUGCGCCAUGUCUAUGCACUCGAUCAUACAGCCAAUCUUGCAGUACUGUGGGCGGCGGUGCUCUUAAGGCAGCCAUGGACCUGUGGAUGGCAUUCUGAAGUGUCUUGCGACCGGGUGGUAGAAGUGCUGCUACAAUACGAAGAUCUUAUACCACGGCGGCAGUGGUAA